Molecule: messenger RNA, 2672 nt
Organism: Dreissena polymorpha
Lineage: Eukaryota; Metazoa; Mollusca; Bivalvia; Myida; Dreissenidae
Product: protein PERCC1-like
Exons: 3
Coding region: 426-1427 (333 amino acids)
Source: RefSeq, a predicted model, not a curated record
UGCUUUAGAGAGAUAACGGGUAGGAAAUUAAAUAGUGUAGUAUUUGUUGACGGGCAUUACUCAAUGUUGUGCCGUGAGUUAAACAGAACGAAAGAAACCUAGUUUAAUAUAAUGAAACUUGCAUGAAAUCGGGAUUAAGGCUUCUAUGAAUAAAACUGGUUAAUUGUUAACGUUUGUUUCAAGGGUGAAGGACAAACAAAAAUGUGUACUAUAGUUAAAUAAACGGACUUUCGGAAAAUCGCUUUGAUGUGAACACGACUCGAAUGAACCGCGCUCUUGGAAAACGCAUCUUUAUGCAUGUGUGUUAAGUGUAUUCCCAGAUGAGCCUGUUCCGUCCGCACAGGAUAUCAAGGACGACACUUUCCGCCCGUGCAUUGAUGCCCUGACCUCUCCAAAUACUUCCGGUUACACAGUUCGGCGGACAGAUGCUUGAGGUGGCCGGGUACGGACCUCUCCCGCACCGGUUCCCCGCCAUGCACGACAGGAACGCCAUGGUGCUGGGACAACAAGACCGGAUGACGCCGAGCGGGACUCUAACCCCGCUACAUCCGGUUCCUCCCCGUGAAUUACAACAUACUUCCGUGAUUAAGAAGCUAGAUCAUUCAGUAGAUUCCAUCAUCCCAGUCAACAGGAGCGAUGGAAGUUCCCACGUAUCAGCCUGCGUGGACUCUACACCUAGACCCAUGUAUGAGACGCGAGUAAGCGAUGCGUUCAUGGAGGACGAUUUCAGUGACCACGACUCUCAUUAUUCUGAAGAUUUCAUGGAGGACGAUGAUGAUAUGGAAGUUGAAGAAGUGGCGCCUACCCCUGACAUUACUAAACAGCUUCUUAACUUUGCCACUAUGGUAAGUACGGAUAUUCAGAAAUUCUUUGGAAGAAAGAAAGGCGAAGAAGAUUCCUGUGAUAUUUACGAAGACAAGUGGGGCUCCACGAAGUCGGGCAGGGAGUUGUACUAUGCUGAUCUCAUGAAAAUUGUUCACGGGGAAGAUAAGGUCGGGAAAAGCAAUGGUUCGUCACUUCUUGAUAUUUCAAAUUCGGUUAGUGAGAAAAAUGACAAUAGGGAUAGCUUUUCCGGAAAACCGGACAAGAAAAUUGGAAUUGGUCCGCUUAAUGAUUUGUUUGAAUACGGCCUGAGGCAUUUUCUUACAGACAAAAAGUUGAAGCAAUCUAAAGAAAUAAAGAAGUUAAAAAUAGAUCCUAAGAAAUUUGAAAAUGUUGCUCCCAUGAACACUAGAAAACUCCCAACCUCGUUUUGGAAAGAGCCCGGCACAGAUUCGCGCGCGUUUGUUCAAAAUGGCGGAAACUCGACUGUUUUGCAGACGAACAAUCCACCGGAUUUUAGUGACUUGUUGGAGAGUUGGAGGCUGGAUAAAUUUAACGGAGAUAUCUCUUCGAGUGAAGUCAGUAUGUCCCCAGAAUCGGUAUGAAAUAAUGAGUAAAGUCACCACAUUGGCUGUGGUUAUAUGUCACUUUCAUUUAUAAAAAAAGGUUAUUUCUAGGUAUAUACUAAUUGCUAUUUAGAUUAUUGCUGUGUUCAUUCAGUUAUUUUCUUGAAAAGUUAAUGGAGACUAGAAUUGGUAUUACAUUAUUUCAACAUGAUUAUUUAAGAUCCGAUCUUUGUUUUGUUUAUGUUUUGUCAUUUCAUCUAUAAGACUGUAACUAUAUAUUUUUUCAUCAUAGUUGAUUACAAGUGCUAUACGAGACUUUAAUGCCUGUAUAAAUGUGAACAAUGUAAAUAGUCUAUUUCACGUGUAAUUUGUUGUUGUUGUUAACCUUAACUUGUAUUUGUAGCACGUGUACAAAUGUAUAAUUAUCUGUUAUUAUGUGAAAAUAGGAAUGUGAGUCCGUUCCUGUAAAGUCGGGACUGCGCUGGAAAACAGAUCUGAGUUUAAUCAGCUUUUAUUUCGCUAGGUUUUAUUGUUAUGUAUCUAAUUAAAAAAUAAUGUUAUGUAAAUGUAUUUUUGUAUUGAAAAUGGAAUGAAUUUCCAAUCUGAUGUUGUAAAAAGAAAUCCCUGAAUUAGUUGGUGUUAAAUACAUUUUAGAUAUGUGGACAUAAUCAUUUAUUCUAUGUUAUUGUUUAUUAAUACAUUUUAGCCGUGCUUUGUGAAAAGGGGGCUUAAUGAAUGUGCGUAAAGAGUCGUCCCAGAUUAGCCUGUGAAGUCCGAACAGGCUAAUCAAGGACGACACUUUCCGCUUUUAAGAUAUAUUUUAUUACAAGAAAGUAUACUCAUCAUGCUUUAUACGUAAUGAAUAAAUAUAAUAAAUAUCUAUAUCAAUAUAAAAGUAGUAAAUAUGAAAAAAAUGAGAAAAAAAAUUCCAAUACAAAAUAUAACCAAUGCGUACAUGUUUCUUUAGCAUUAUUGUAUUCUUUAUAAAAAAUCAUGUUUUAUACACAUUUUGUCAGAGGAUAUUUAAAAUAUUUUUCUUUAAACUACAAUGCAAUCAGAUGAGUAGAUUGUUGGCAUUAAAUUGUUUUCUUAAAACAAAAAACGGCAAAAAACUGGCGGAUAUUCAUGUUAUGAUUAGUGCGUUGUUGUAUUUCGACGUUUUGGAUAUGUCUGUUCUGUGUACAUACAAUAUUUGGGUCGGUUAACAGGGUAAAAUUGUACUGUAUCUGUUAUUUGCGAUUAUUUUGUUAUGUAUAGAAUGACAAAUAAAUUCGCAUAUGCUUA